AUGUCUAUAGUCUCCCUUUUGGGUAUAAAAGUGCUGAAUAAUCCAGCAAAGUUUACAGAUCCAUACGAAUUUGAAAUAACCUUCGAAUGUUUAGAAUCGUUGAAAAAUGACUUAGAGUGGAAAUUAACGUACGUUGGUUCAUCAAGAUCUAAUGAACACGAUCAAGAAUUAGAUUCAAUCUUAGUCGGGCCAGUUCCCGUAGGUGUUAAUAAGUUUGUCUUCUCAGCUGAUCCUCCUUCAGCUGAAUUAAUUCCUGCUUCAGAAUUAGUUAGUGUAACUGUUAUAUUACUAAGCUGUUCCUAUGACGGUAGAGAAUUCGUAAGAGUAGGAUACUAUGUUAAUAAUGAAUAUGAUAGUGAGGAAUUGAGAGAAAAUCCGCCUGCAAAAGUAGAAGUCGAUCAUAUCGUUAGAAAUAUACUAGCGGAGAAACCAAGAGUGACGAGAUUCAACAUUGUAUGGGAUAAUGAAAAUGAGGCUGAUUUAUAUCCACCCGAGCAGCCAGAUGUAGACGAAGAAGAGGAGGAGGAAGAAGAGGAGGAAGAGGAUGAGGAGCAGGAUGAAGAGCAGGACGGCGAUGGUGAUGACGAUGAAGCAGAAGAUCAAGAAGACGAGGAAGAAGAUGAUCAAGGGGGAGAAGAUGAUGACGAUGCCAAUGAAAUAGAUCUUGAGGAUGCCACCGAUGGCGAAGAUAUAGAAGAAAGUGAGGAGGAGGAAGAAGAAGAGGAAGCAGUUGGAGAUGUUGAUGUAGAUUCCAAUGCUAUCAAGAGAAGAAAAUUGGAUAAAGAAGAAGCACAUAAUGAUGAUCUACCACCAACUCCUCAAGACACUACGUCUCCUAUCAAAAAAAUAUAA
This is a messenger RNA of Kazachstania africana CBS 2517, 852 nucleotides long. It is a transcript of the gene ASF1, whose product is annotated as nucleosome assembly factor ASF1. Gene Ontology annotation, cellular component: nucleus. The transcript has a single exon. Gene Ontology annotation, biological process: nucleosome disassembly; DNA replication-dependent chromatin assembly; nucleosome assembly. Gene Ontology annotation, molecular function: histone binding. The coding region runs from base 1 to 852 and encodes 283 amino acids. The record is from RefSeq and is a predicted model, not a curated record. Lineage: Eukaryota; Fungi; Ascomycota; Saccharomycetes; Saccharomycetales; Saccharomycetaceae.